AUGAACAAUCCAAGUGAUAAUAACCGUCACGCAAGCGUUGACAGCCAUGCGCUUGGUCGCAGGUGGACCAAACAGGAAGAUAGUUUAUUCAAUCGUGUGUUUGAUUCAACAGCCACGGAAAAUGAAAAAGUUAGAGUACGAUUUAAGAAACGCAGGUGGACGAAACAAGAAGAUGAAUUACUUUGUCUUUGUUAUGCUCUCCAUAGAAACGAAUGGUCGGUUAUUGCGGAAUAUAUGCAAGGAAGAAGCCCAAGAUCCUGUCGCGAAAGAUGGGCAAUUAUAACCGUCAAUUGGAGUCAAGAGGAGAUCGAAAAGUUGGAAAAAAAUGUCGAAAAAUAUGGAGAAAAUUGGAAACAAGUCGCCAAAGAUCUACCUGGAAAGACGUAUCGACAGGUCAAGGCAGCCAAACAAAAAAUUGAGUAA
Messenger RNA from Paraglomus occultum, 423 nucleotides. NCBI's taxonomy places the organism in Eukaryota, Fungi, Glomeromycota, Glomeromycetes, Paraglomerales, Paraglomeraceae. The record is from the annotation of a GenBank genome assembly.